GUGAUUUCCCCCUUCCACUGUGCACUUUCCCGCGGUUUUCGUUAAAGAAUACGUCUCGCGAUCCACUGUGAUAAGACGAAGUGUCAAAUUAUUGUUCCCAUUGUUUGCGAUCCAUCUCGGUUAUGGCAGCGCUCAAUUUUGAGAAUAGAGGAACUACUUAAGGCCCUUGGGGGAAUGUAAUUAAACGUUAAUGUAAACAUUAUUUUAAUUUCGGUAAUAGUCUUACGCAACCGUUAUCCUGAACAUUUUUAAAAAGACGUUUGUUCUCUUUAAAUUGUAAAUACUUGGCGAUGAAAAUUAUGGAUGUUUCAAUGAAAGAGGAAGAUUGUACGAUAGUGCAGGUAACCCCACCGAAAACGAAAAAGUUGAAACAAGCUCGCCUUCCAUUCAAAAUGAUAAGUUCCAUUGAAUCGUCCAAUUCGACUUCCAAUAAGAAAAGGAAAUUCAGUUCUCCAUCGCCCACCCAAUGUCGAAGUCCCAAACUUGUGAAGAUUAAUACCAAGGAAAAUUCUUCUGACAAAAUUAAAAAGAGUGAACCAGAUGUUUCAGAAGUAAAUCGAACUGAAUCUGAAGAAGACAAUAAAGCACUUAAUGAUACUAAAGUCACGGAAGUUGUGGAUAAAAGUAAAGAAGAAAAUGAAAAAAGAAGGUCUGGUAGUAGCAAGGUUAAAGAUGUAAAAAGUAAAAAGUCUGAUGUUAAGGAGUCAAUGCAACAUGGUGCUUUAAACCGAUUUUUAAAGAAAACUGAUGAAAAAGAUGAUGGAGUUGAUACAUUGUCAAAAUCUACAAUAACGUCUAAGUGUGCAAGUACUGUCAGUGAUGAUGAUGAAAAUAAAUCCGAUGGCGAAAUACUUCAUAUUGAAGGAGUGCAAGACGAUAGCAUAGAAUUGAUCACAGAAUCGGAAUCUAUACAUGAAGAGAGUUUAAGUGUAGCAGAUAAAAGUAGUCCAAUUGGCAGCGAACAAGAAGUCUCUGAAGUCCAUCAGGAAGUCACAGUAUUAUCAUCAGAUGACGAAUUAGAUAAGUCCUGCAAUGAAAGUGAUGUGAAAAAUACACCUACUUCUCAAGCUAACAUUAAUAAAACUCCUAAACGGAAUAGAACUUCAUUUACAAAAGAGAAAAAGCUAACUCCUAAACAAUUAGAGAAACGCCAGGAAAUCGCUAAAAGGCGAGAGGAAAAAGAAAGAUUGAAGAUGGAGAAAGACAAGAAACGAGAAGAGGAACGAGAGAGUCGAAAGAGGGAGAAAGAAGAAAAGCGAAAAGAAAGGGAAGAGAAAGAGAGAUUGGAAAAGGAACAAAAACGGAAAGAAAAAGAAUUGAAGGAAAUGAAAAAGCAGAUGGAAAUAGAACAGAAGCAAAAAGAAAAGGAAGCAAAAGAAGAAGAUCGCCGCAAGCGUGAAGAAGCAAAAGAGGAAGAAAAGCGGCGAAAAGAAGAAGAAAAGCUAGAAGCAGAACGUAAGAAGCAGAAAGUGGCUUCGACAUUUGUGAGUUUCUUUGUACCAAAAAAACUGGAGGCGAAACCUACACUGGAGGAGGAGGCAGUUGUUAAAGUCAGUAACUUCAUGCCCUUUGAAGUUAAAGCCGAUAUGAGAGUAGCACCUGUUACCAGAAGAAAAUUGAGCAAAGAAGAUAGAUCCAAAUUUGAUGAAUUAUGCAAUGAAGGAAACGAGUUGACAAAACUGGAACUUUACCUUGCAGAGAUCAAGAGUAAAACUAGACAAACUCUUAAAUGUGGAAAGACUUGGCCAGCCGAAGCUAAAGACGACGUUAUCAUUAUCGAUGAAGAAGACGAUGAUACGUCUAACAUCGUGGACCAAAACACCUUAACGAUCGAUAAGCAUCGCCCAAAACUACUAACGUUCACUGAAAAUCGUCGACCUCCAUAUUGGGGGACGUGGAGAAAGAAAAGCAACCGCAUUUCCGCCCGCCGACCAUUUACCAGAGAUACGAAAUGGUUCGAUUACGACGUCGAUUCCGACGAGGAGUGGGAGGAGGAAGAACCUGGAGAAUCACUGAGAGGGUCCGACGACGAGAGAGACGAUGAGAACGCCGAUGACGACGAGUACGAUGUCGACAACGAGUUCAUGGUUCCUCAUGGUUAUCUAUCGGAUGAGGAAGCGAAAGCCGACGAGGAAGAUUCCGAGGACAUGUCCCCGGAGACGCAGAAGGUGAAGUUGAAACUCCUUGGCGAAGAGUUCGAGGCCGAGAGGAACGAGAAGACGGCGAAAAUCAAGCCCAAAGUGAUCGGGUGCAUCUGGCAAGACGCCGAGGGUCGUUACCCCAAGAAUACUACAUCUCACGUGGUCCAGUUCCUGACCGCUCAUCAGGUCUGGGUACGUGAACUACCGGUGGUACUUCGCCCAGCUGCAGGAAACGAGAAUCAGACUGGUCUCGAGGGCGACGCGUUAUCCCAGAAGCAACCUGGCUCAUCGGGGCCUAAAAAGAAGAAAGUGCCAGAAGAGGCGAUGCCUGAUCUAAUCAGGUUGAUCCACGGCAAUACGCACGGCCGCGGCUUCCUGGUCAAGGAGUUCAUGACCUUCUGGAACAAGAAGAACAAGCCUGGAGAACAGCAGAUCUCUAAGGCGAGUCUGUUGCAAAAGAUCCGGGAAAUCGGUAGGUGGAUGGCCUGUCCCGAACAGGGUCCUCUACACCUGAAGGCUUGCUGGUACGUCUCCGAGGAUGCCCGGAAGGAGUACGGUCUCGAAGACAUUACCAUCCCGAAUCGUUGGUCAUACAUCCUGACUCCCAAACGCAGGAGCGAGGUUGAAGUUCCCGAGAAGCACGAGAAGGAGAAGGACGACAAGGAGAAGAAGAGGAUUCCGUUGAUAACGCAGUUCACCAAGAAAGUCAGUCAAGACGAUCGGAAGAGACCGAAUCUGGAGAUGCAGCCCAGAGUGGUAUUGACCAAACUGAUUCCUACACAAGCGAAGCCGCCGAAAAGGGCGACGUUGAUCUCUGUCGCGAGGGGAGAAAACUUUCCAAAAACUUCGACCGACAAUACAAUAAUGAAGUUCAUCACGACGUGUAGCCCUAGUAAUAAGACUGUCGACAAGGUUCCUACUGUCCAAGAUGAUAGCGACGAAGUUAUGAUCCUCGACGAGAUCAAGAACGUUAAUGAGAAACCGGCUGAAAAUAUUCAAUCGUCCAAGGAGAAGGAUGCGACCUCGGCAUCAAUGGAGAUUGAUCAGGAGGAAGGUUCGGAAGAUAAAAUUGCACAUUUGGACACUUCUGCUGGGAAGAGUUCCAACGGCGUUCCCAUUGUUAAACACGAUAGUAAGGAAGUUAUUAACGGAGAGGAAAAGAAGGAGCGCUCUGGCGUAAAGAACGAAGGUGAACUUAAGAUGUCCGAAGGUGGACAGGGUGCCUUUGUCAAUGGAAAGUGAAAGGUAACGUCAGACAGUUUUAUUUAGACAAGGUAAAUCGGAGACAACAUCACAGUGUUGCGGGAGGACUUAUCUUUAAUGGGGAGAUGAGCGGAUGGGUGGAGAAAUUGUUCGUUCGGCCAGAGAUAUCAGUAAUUAAUAAUGGUCCGUGACGUUGGACCUCGACUCGUUAAAUCAUAUUUUUGUAUAAAAGAGAAUUUGAAUUCGUAGAGUCGGUGAGAGGGAUUAUCGCCGAAGAGAUACAUAUAUCCAGAAAAUACGUAGAUAAUUCCGUUAGUGGAGAAGCAUUUUACAGCAAUUAUUCACUUCGCCCUAAGAUUUAUAUAUAUAUUUCCGUUAUUCCGAGAUCAUGUACGUCCGUUCUGUCCGAGGAAGGCGAAUCAUAUCGCGUACUUUACAUGGCUCAGUUUGCGAAGACGAUCCUCGCGUGGGAAAUAGGAUUCCCGUGCUUCCGUACAUAAUGUAUAGUACAAGUAGGCACUCUAGUAUGUGAUGUAUCUUAAUUAACUGCGAACAUACGCGCCUUCGCGUUCACCUCGGUGCCUAGCUUUUCUAUGCGGUUUACAGCCAGUGGAUUAAAGGAAAAGGUAGAAA
This is a messenger RNA of Orussus abietinus, 3977 nucleotides long. Its product is annotated as chromatin assembly factor 1 subunit A. Gene Ontology annotation, biological process: nucleosome assembly. Bases 291 to 3383 code for a protein of 1030 amino acids. Lineage: Eukaryota; Metazoa; Arthropoda; Insecta; Hymenoptera; Orussidae. The record is from RefSeq and is a predicted model, not a curated record. Gene Ontology annotation, cellular component: nucleus; CAF-1 complex. The transcript is spliced from 10 exons.